Messenger RNA from Fusarium sp. VM40, 2028 nucleotides. NCBI's taxonomy places the organism in Eukaryota, Fungi, Ascomycota, Sordariomycetes, Hypocreales, Nectriaceae. The record is from the annotation of a GenBank genome assembly.
AUGGCUCCGCAACCAGAGAAGAGCCAAUUGAAGCGCCAGCGCGGCUCCCUCCCGGAAGGCGAGACCGAAACCAAGAAACCUCGACGAACCGAGCGCACCGAGGCUGAUCCGGACAAGACUCCAAUCGUUAACAAGCAACACCUUCCCUCGCCUCUCACACACCUCACAGAUGAGUCCAGCGAGCUGAUCAAGGAUUCCACCGCGACUCCUCCGGAGAAGAAGAAGAAGCAGCAGCAGCAGACGACACCUAAGAAAACCGACGACCACCACGCUCAGGGGCAGGCGCUAUCUUCGCCGCCCCAAGACACCCAACCGCUGAGCCAGUUUGUCGAUCGCCACCCUGCCAUUUCCGACGAUAUCGAAGAUGAGAUUCGCGAAGGUGUCUGGGGAUACCUUGUUCCGCUAGAUCCAAAAUACGGCGACAAGCCUAUCGUCUUGAAGAGACGAAGCGCAUGCCCCCAAGCAGACACCGCUGCCGAUGCCGCCAAGAAGGACAACAAGAAUCACACCAAUGAUAAGAAUGGCAAGUCGGCUGCGACAAAAGAUGAAGAGGCCUUUGAAAAGAAGAAAGAGAACGGCGUUUCUUCUGGCGGUUACUUGAUUGGGCGUCAUCCUGAAUGUGACAUUGUUGUCAACGACGGCAUUGUUUCGAACCGACAUUGUCUUCUUUUCACCGAGAACAAAGGCAACGAUACCGUCGCAAUUGUCGAAGAUUUGUCAAGCAACGGAACGUUUGUCAACGAGGCUAUCGUCGGCCGAAACCAGCGUCGCGAGUUGGAGGAGCAGGACGAGAUCGCUGUCCACGGCAAGGCGCGGUUUGUCUUCCGCUAUCCUCAAACCCGCCAAACGAGCGCGUUUCUUCAACAGUAUACUCUUUUGGAGAAGCUCGGCAAGGGCCACUUUGCCGAGGUCUACCUGUGUGUUGAGAAGACCACUGGUCAGCGCUAUGCAGUCAAGAUCUUUACGAAACACCCAGGUGUGGAAGACCGCUCCAAGACGGAGGGUUUGCAACAAGAGAUUGGUGUUUUGAUGGGUGUCAGUCACCCCAACGUCCUUUGCCUCAAAGACACUUUCAAUGAGCGAGAUCGCGUCUAUCUGGUGCUCGAGUUGGCACCAGAGGGAGAGCUUUUCAACUACAUUGUGAUGAAGCAGAAACUUAGCGAAGAUGAAUCCAGGAAGUUGUUUGUGCAGCUCUUCCAGGGUAUCAAAUACUUGCACGAACGCAACAUUGUGCACCGUGAUAUCAAGCCCGAGAACAUAUUGGUGGUUGACAAAGACCUACAUGUUAAGUUGGCGGAUUUCGGUUUGGCCAAGAUUAUUGGAGAAGAAUCAUUCACAACCACACUAUGCGGAACACCUAGCUAUGUUGCUCCUGAGAUUCUUGCCGACUCCAAGCAGCGCAAGUACACCAAGGCUGUUGACGUUUGGUCAUUGGGAGUCGUGCUCUACAUUUGUCUCUGCGGUUUCCCACCAUUCUCCGAUGAACUUUACUCGCGUGACUUCCCUUUCACACUGUCUCAGCAAAUCAAGAGUGGUCGCUUUGAUUACCCUUCACCUUACUGGGAUUCUGUUGGCGACCCAGCCCUUGACUUGAUUGAUUCUAUGUUGAUUGUCGACCCCGAGAAGAGAUUUACCAUUGAUCAGUGUCUGCAGCAUCCCUGGCUUACACAGAGCACCCCCAGUGUAAACGAUAGCACAGGCGGACUUGUGGGUGGUAUCGCAGGUCUAGAGGUCAACCGAAGAGCUCCUGCGCGCGAACGAACUCUCCUGUCAUCACUUAACACUGUCGAGGUGACUGCCCACGUCGAGAUUGGCAAGGACAAGAACCCUGUCAAGGUGUUUUCGAAGAACAAAGGCCGUAUCAGCAAUUUUAAGAAGGAAUCUGGACCUGCCUCUCAGCGAGCACCAGACGAAUUUAUAGAGAUGGGAGGUAAGGGUGACCAAGAGUUGUACGAGGACGAUGAUUCGAGCAUUUACCCGAUAGGUGACAACGGCGAGAAGAUCAAGGCAAGCAAGGCCGUACGAUGA